Messenger RNA from Aspergillus chevalieri, 345 nucleotides. RefSeq names its product DASH complex subunit HSK3 family protein. The transcript has a single exon. NCBI's taxonomy places the organism in Eukaryota, Fungi, Ascomycota, Eurotiomycetes, Eurotiales, Aspergillaceae. The record is from RefSeq and is a predicted model, not a curated record. Gene Ontology annotation, cellular component: DASH complex. Gene Ontology annotation, biological process: attachment of spindle microtubules to kinetochore. Bases 1 to 345 code for a protein of 114 amino acids.
AUGCCUUCGCACUACCACAACCCCUCCCAAGCUUCCUUCCGUCCCUCCAUCCUCCCCACCUCAACCUCCGCCUCAGCAUCCACCAGUGCCUCGUCUACAUCAACGACCAAAUCGCGCCAAUACACCCACCUCCACUCGCAAUUGGCACAACUAAAUGCGCACCUCGCAGAUACGGAGAAUCUGUUGCGAAUGACGGCGGUACAGGCGGAGGACAUGCGGUUUUUGGGCGGGUAUGUUGGGGGGUUGUUUAUGGGGUCUGCCAAGGUGCUGGGGGAGGAGGGGGUUUUUAAGGAGGAGAGUCAAGGGGAGGGCGAGAGGCGGAUUAAGGAGGAGUCCGAGUCGUGA